UUCCCAUCGCAAGGACAUGGAGCCAUGUGUACGAAGGACUAUUCAAAAGGAUUCUCAGUCAUAGUUCAUCGUCUCUCUCGGUCGGUAGUGGUAAACGGAAUAAAACGGAUACGCGCGCUAUAAAGGGACCCCCCUUCAAUUUCAGACAUAGAAAAAAAAAUUUUUUGAUUUAAAAAAAAAGGAUAAGAAAAAAAAAUGAAGAAUUCCUUAAACUCGGCGGUUGUGUGAGUGAAUACAAAAAUUUAUCAAAAAAUAAAAAACAAAUACAAGUGAAAAAUCUUUGAAGAAUACAAAAUAAGGAUAUAAUUUUACAUUUUUUUCAUAUGCCAGAGAGAGACGAGUCCUGAAAAACCAAGUUGGACUGGAUAAUAAUAUAAAGUGGGUCCUUGCUAAGUUGUUGUUGCCUCAAGCCAGCACCACAACAACAUCACAAACAAUACAAAUGAAAUUAUGUUAAUUGCAAAAGGAUUCUACUACAACUCUCCUUGCUGUCGUGUAUGUGAAGUUAUUUGAAAAAAAUUUCCAAGGAUACUACAAAAACUACUACCUAGCAACUAGCUGUAAGCCACAAAAGACCAAGACCAUUCAUCCAGAAACGUCAUCUCCAUCUUUUUUCGCUCGUAACCCACCUGAACACGACUACUUCCCACCACCAGAAAAAUAAAAAUACAUAAACAAACAAGGACUCUUAACAUAGAUCCAAGACAUAAAGCUAACAACAACAACAACUUGAACAACGUCGAUGUCAGAAAAAAACAAUCUCCGAAAAUUAUUCUCAUAAAAAAUGUAAUGGAAAGCAUUAGACUUAAUAAAAAAUGGAUUUACACGGCCUUUUUAAGGCUGUUCUGAUCCUGUAUAUCGUUCGAGCCUUUAAUGGACUUGACCUUCAGGGACCAAUAUUUCUGCAUGAGCCACCGCAUAAAAUUGAGUUUUCAAACAAUUCAGGAGGUCUGAUAGAAUGCUCGGGUCACGGAAGUCCACAGCCGGAGAUCGAAUGGACACCAAUACCACCGCAACAGGAUUUAGUUUUCACUCUAUCAAAUGGCAGCCUUAUGUUUUAUCCAUUUACAGCGGAAAAGUAUCGACACGAACUACAUUCAACAGUUUAUAGAUGUAAACUCCGAAAUCUUGUUGGAACAGUGCUGAGCCGUGAGGUGCACGUUCGUGGUGUUGUCAAUCAAAAAUAUACAGUCCAAGUGCAUGAUGAAUACGUUAUGACGGGCAACACAGCAGUCCUCAAAUGUCAGGUUCCCAGUUACAUGUCAGAGUUUGUCAUGGUUACAGCAUGGGUUCAGGACACUGGAAUGCAUCUCUAUCCAAAUACAGAUAUCGGAGGAAAAUACACUGUUUUGUCGAAUGGUGAAUUGUAUAUAAACAAUGCUGGACCAAAUGAUGCAUAUAAAAGUUACACAUGCCGAACUGUAAAUAGACUGACAGGCGAAAUUCAAAUAUCAACAUAUCCAGGACGUAUCAUUGUAACAGAGCCCAAAGGAAUGGUACAGCCAAGGAUAAAUGUAGAGAAGCAUUCAAUGAGGCAUGUUGUACUUAAUGGCCAGACAACGUUACCGUGUAUAGCCCAAGGACAUCCGGUGCCAACAUAUAGAUGGUUUAAGGAAGAAAACGAGCAACUACUGCCUUUACAACUAAGUGAUCGAAUAACAAUGAUAUCGGCUGGCCUCCUUAAAAUCACCAAGGCUCGACUCGAGGACAGUGGCAAAUAUCUAUGUUGGGUGAAUAAUACUGCCGGCGAGGAAACAAUCCAAGUGUCGCUCACUGUCACAGCUCCAUUAACCGCUCAUCUGCAGCCGCAGGUACAGACAGUCGACGUGGACAAGGACGCACAGUUUCAGUGCAUCGUAUCUGGACAUCCUGUGCACGACGUUAAUUGGUUACAUGAUGGAAAACCAAUUCUGAGAGAUAAUCGAGUUGAGAUACUCACAGAUCCACCAAGACUGAUUAUUAAAAAGGUGACUAAAGAAGAUCCUGGAAUGUAUCAAUGUUUUGUGUCAAACGAAUGGGAACAAAUACAAUCAACAGCGGAAUUGCAGUUAGGAGAUGCCUCACCGGAACUGCUUUAUUGGUUUUCAGAGCAAACGUUGCAGCCGGGACCGACAGUUUCAUUGAAAUGCGUGGCAACAGGGAAUCCACUUCCUCAAUUUACAUGGUCCCUGGACGGAUUUCCGAUACCGGAUAAUUCGAGAUUCCUUGUUGGGCAAUAUGUAACGAUACAUGACGAUGUCAUCAGUCAUGUCAAUGUGUCAAAUGUCAAGGAAGAGGAUGGUGGCGAAUAUACAUGCACAGCACAGAAUGCUAUUGGCAAAGUGUCACACAGUGCUAAAGUAAAUAUUUAUGGUCUUCCAUAUAUUCGGGAAAUGCCAAAAAUAACAGGAAUAUCGGGAAGCGAUUUGAUAGUUAAAUGUCCUGUCGCUGGAUAUCCUAUUGAUAAGAUCCACUGGGAAAGGGAUGGUCAAACCCUACCAAUCAAUCGACGUCAAAGGGCCUAUAACAAUGGUACGCUCGUUAUCGAACAGCUGCAACGCCUUGAAGAUGCUGGAACCUACACGUGUAUGGCACAAAAUAAACAAAAGCAAACUUCAAGAAGAAACGUCGAGAUUCAUGUGUUGGUUCCGCCAAAAAUCAUGCCCAUACAAGCGAUGACCGAUAUGCUUCGAGAAGGAAUGCGAGCUGCAAUAUCCUGUCAAAUUUUAGAAGGAGAUUUACCAGUAAGCUUUCGAUGGGAAAGAAAUGGAAAACCUCUUAUUGGGACUGGAAAUGAAGUAUUUCGUCGUUUAGAUGAAUAUUCAGCCAGUCUAGUCAUCGAACAUAUCACAUCUGAACACUCAGGAAAUUAUACAUGCAUUGCUAGUAAUGUUGCUGGCACUGUUAAAUUUACCGUUCCUCUAACAGUUAAUGUUCCUCCAAAAUGGAUCCUAGAGCCAAAAGACUCAAGCGCACAAGCCGGACAAGAUGUUUUAUUGCACUGCCAAUCCGAAGGCUAUCCCAAACCAUUAAUAACAUGGAAAAAAGCUAUUGGCGCUAGUCCUGGAGAAUAUAAGGAUUUUUUAUACGAACCCAGUGUUCAAUUGUUCAAUAAUGGAUCGAUUUACUUUAAGAAAAUUAGCAAAGAAUCACAGGGGCAUUUUUUGUGCGAGGCAAAAAAUAAUAUUGGAUCGGGUGUUAGUAAGGUGAUCUUUUUAAAAGUUAAUGUACCCGCCCACUUCACAACGAAAAACAAACAAAUAUCCGUGCCCAAAGGCAAGCAAGUCCACGUCCAGUGCAACGUCCAGGGCGACAAUCCCAUUGACAUCAAAUGGAAAAUGCAAAGCACCCAACAGUAUCUAGACGAAUCCUUGGAUUCAAGGUAUACAAUUCGGGAUCAAGUCCUUGACGAUGGAAUGGUCUCAGAGUUGGGCAUCUCCCACACCUACCGACAAGACACAGGCAUUUAUAUCUGUCAAGCGAGCAAUGCAUUUGGACAGGACGACAUGUCAAUACAACUCAUCGUUCAAGAAGUACCCGAACAACCAAAGAACCUCCGCAUCAAUUCACAACAAUCGCGCAGUCUUCAGCUCACCUGGAGCCAGCCAUUCGCUGGAAACAGUCCAAUCGAGGAAUACCAUAUAUUCUACAAGCAAAUCACAGACAUUUGGCAAAAUGCCGAGCGCAUAUCCAUCACUGGCUCUCAAACGGUUGUGAAUAUACAAAACUUGCGUCCCGCCAAAGCAUACCACAUACGAAUGUCGGCUGAGAAUAAAUUGGGUUCAUCGGAGUUCUCCGAAGUGGUGCAGGUCACCACCCUCGAGGAGGUGCCAUCUGGGCCUCCCUUAAACAUUCGCGCCGAGGCAAAAAGCUCCACAGAGAUAUCAGUCACAUGGGAUGCACCCGAUCGUGACCACUGGAAUGGCAUCCUACUUGGCUACUAUGUGGGCUAUCAGAUGUCAUCAUCGCCCGAGGAUAAGGAAAUCAAUCCGACACAAGGUUUUAGCUUUAAAACUGUCGAAGUUCGGUCACACUUUGGUGGCGAAACGGUUUUGGCCAAUCUGAAUAAGUUCACUCAAUACCAUGUGAUUGUGCAGGCAUAUACGAGUCAGGGUAGUGGACCGCCGAGUAAAGAGGUUGCCGUUCAGACUUUGGAAGAUGUUCCGUCAUCACCACCAGAGAGUCCGCAAUGCGACGUAUUGGGUUCGACGUCGAUUUACAUCACCUGGUCACCACCGGAUGUCGAUGGGCAGAACGGCAAAAUUAGGGGCUACAAAGUGUUUUACAUAUCAGUGGAUGAACUUUAUGAAAAAGAUCCUGAGGUAGUUAAGUCAACAAACCAAUAUCUGACAAUUGAGAAUUUACGAAAAUACACCAACUACACAGUAUGGGUCUUGGCCUAUACGAAAGUCGGUGAUGGCAUGAAGACAAAACAGUUUUAUUGUCGUACACACGAAGAUGUUCCGUCUGCACCGCAGGACAUUAAAGCCAUACCAGCAUCUAAUACAAAAAUAAUAAUCUCUUGGCUGCCACCAGAAAGUCCAAAUGGAGAUAUCACAGGAUACACAUUCUAUAUGUCAGUGCUAGAGGGUGGUCGCGAAGAAGGAACUCAUAAACGAGUCCUAGGUCCUUUUGUUGAAAUGCAUGAAACCCAGCGACUGCAAGAGGCAGCUACAUAUCAAUUCUGGUUGACAGCUUCGACCAAGACGGGUGAAGGCGAAAAAACUCAAGUUGUCACAGUUCCGCCAAACAAUAAAGUCCCAGCAAGGAUUGUCUCAUUCAGCCAGAGGAUUGUCACACCAUGGAAGGAGAAUCUCAUUUUGCCAUGUCGCAAGGUGGGAGCACCAGCACCAGUGACUAUCUGGCGACAAGAUGGUCAUUCUAUGGAAACAAACUCUCGCAAGACCAUAGCUAAGAAUGGGACACUUUUCAUCAGAGACUGUCAGAGUACCGAUGCUGGGAAUUACACCUGUAGUGUGGAAAACACUUGGGGCAAGGAUGAAAUUGUUUACAGUUUGAUCAUUAAAGUGCCACCUGAACCACCAAACUUGACCGUUGUCAAUACCUACACGGAUAGUUUGCAUUUGGAGUGGGUUGACAGUAGUCAUGGGGGAAGUCCUGUACUGGGAUAUGUCAUCAACUACAAGAGAGACAAUGGAGACUGGGAAGAAUUGCAAAUCGAUUCGAAGACUAAUUCGCACUUGUUGAGCAAUUUGUGGUGUGGCACAAGAUAUCAGUUGUAUAUAACAGCUUAUAAUAAAAUUGGAACGGGAUUGCCUUGUGAUAUAGUGAAUUCUUUCACCAAGGGAAAUCCGCCGGUGCAACCUAAGCACUCGCAAAUGAUCACAAAUAAUUCGACAAGUGUAACUUGUUGGCUGGACUCGUGGGGUGAUGGAGGAUGUGGAAUUUUGUACUUUAUGAUCGAAUCGAGACAAUAUGGGAGAUCACAAUGGAACGUUGUUUCAAAUCACAUAGCACCGACAGAACGGAUAUACACCGUCAGCGACCUGAAUCCAGGAACCAAAUACCAACUUAAAGUCACUGCCCACAACAAUGCUGGAUCUACAACAGCUGUGUACAACUUUACAACACUAUCUCCUCAAGGAGUCAUUUUCAACACUGACCAUUCUAACCCUGUAUCGCAUAUGAGUGAUAGUCCGUUCUAUGCAAAUUUCAAAGUUCUUCUUCCAGUCUGUUUAUCAAUGUUAAUCCUUUUAGCCUUAGUUGGAAUAGUUCUUCUUAUUCGAAAGAGAAAAUUAAAUAAUCAAGCUCGUGUACCACCAUCUUCCAUGUCCGAAUCGCCAUCGCUAGCCAAUUUGCAAAACAAACAAAAUCGGGAUCAACAAUACCUUGCAGUACGUUGCAAUCCUGGCAAUCGAAAUUCAAAUUCCAACGAUUCCGGUAGCUUUAAGGCCGAAGGCAACGAAUACAUCGAGGACAUUUGCCCGUAUGCGACUUUUCAACUAAACAAACAAACCUACAGCGAAAGUUCGUACAGCGGAAAUGUGUACAGUGGGCCUUAUCACUCAGUUCGGGGGUCUUUUGUGUAUCAUGAUGUUAAGCCUGAUAGUUAUCAUACUAAAGAGCCAGAAUACACGAAAGUCCGACGAAAAGGUGGACGCCUUCGUGAUCCACAUUCCGAGUCACAAGAAUCGGACAAUCCAGGUUCAACAGAUUCCGAAGUUAGGAAAAUCCUAACACUUCACAUACCAAUUACAGAAUAUGACACACUCGGCUCCGAGUCAGACAACGACGUUAGCUCACGUGCCGUCAAUUCGGCCAAAUAUCGACCGCAGAGGGAUCCACAAGAUGAGACGUCUUCAUCAUCGGAGACAACACCUACAAGUAUGUCACGCAAAUCGAAACCGCCGUUUUCAACUCGCAAAUCUGGAAAGUCGGCGGCAAAUGUGCCAAAACGACAUGUACGUAGCUCCAGUGGGUAUUCCAGCCACAACGAAGAAACCACUUUUAGCAUAUCGAAUUAUCCAAAUUAUCAGGACCACAUAAAUCCUCCAGCAAGAUUUUCCGAUAGUGGUGAGAAAAAAUCACAAAACUCACCACGGAUACGUGCCAAUCCAAAACUUCAAAGGGAAACAUUUCAAAUAAACGUGUAAGAUUUUAAUAAAAAUAAAAAAUAUAAAUAAUUCAAAAUUUGUACACAAAGCACAUAAACUGUAACAACAACAACAAAAUACAACUAUUUUCAAAAGAAAAAAAUUACCAAAUAAAAAUAGAAAAUAUACUUCCAUAAAAAAAAAUAAUAAAACAUUAAAAUCUCCAUAAGAAAAAUAUCUAAAUCUAAUAAUUCUUGCAUGCCAAAACAAACCAAAAAUAUUAAAAAAUAAUAAAAAAAAAUAACUCAAAA
Messenger RNA from Episyrphus balteatus (marmalade hoverfly), 6844 nucleotides. It is a transcript of the gene Dscam4, whose product is annotated as cell adhesion molecule Dscam2. Gene Ontology annotation, molecular function: cell-cell adhesion mediator activity. The transcript is spliced from 33 exons. The record is from RefSeq and is a predicted model, not a curated record. Gene Ontology annotation, cellular component: plasma membrane; axon. Bases 816 to 6593 code for a protein of 1925 amino acids. Lineage: Eukaryota; Metazoa; Arthropoda; Insecta; Diptera; Syrphidae. Gene Ontology annotation, biological process: axon guidance; dendrite self-avoidance; homophilic cell-cell adhesion.